AUAAUAUUAGAAAGUCAGCUCUCUUGCUCUGCUUAAUUCGGAAUUUCCCAAACGAAAACCAGAAAAGCGAAUCAUUUGGAGUGUUGAUAUGGAGAACAACAACUACAGCAUCAUAUCGAGGGAGAAGCUGGACCAGGUGGCGAGCUGGGUGGGCUCCACGGUUGCCUCCGCCUUCUUUUCCUCCCUCGAGCGCUUCUCCUGCGUCAACCUCUCCACCGCCGACCCCGACGACGACGACGACCCCGACGAGGCCAAGGACCGCCCUCUCACCCUCCAGCACCACCACGAAGACCCCCAAAACGACGUCGCUAAGCUCCCCGUCUAAUCCCUCUUCGGUAUUCAAAUUCCCGCUAUUGUAUUUCUCGUAAAACUAGGGUUUCUAAUUAAACAGUGAUAAUCAUCGCCGAUGCGGCGUGGCGUGGCGUGGCGUGGGUAAUUGAAUUUUAGUAGUUUGUUAUUGUGCAUUUUCGAAGAAACACAUGUAUAUCAGAUUGUUGCUUAUAAAAAGAACUUAAGGUUUUGGUUUUUGA
Corylus avellana is the source of this 530-nucleotide messenger RNA. RefSeq lists its product as uncharacterized. The record is from RefSeq and is a predicted model, not a curated record. NCBI's taxonomy places the organism in Eukaryota, Viridiplantae, Streptophyta, Magnoliopsida, Fagales, Betulaceae.